Lycium barbarum (goji berry) is the source of this 2679-nucleotide messenger RNA. RefSeq names its product protein OCTOPUS-like. NCBI's taxonomy places the organism in Eukaryota, Viridiplantae, Streptophyta, Magnoliopsida, Solanales, Solanaceae. Gene Ontology annotation, cellular component: plasma membrane. The record is from RefSeq and is a predicted model, not a curated record. The transcript is spliced from 2 exons. Bases 306 to 2195 code for a protein of 629 amino acids.
CAACAGAAGAGAAUUCUAGAGAGAUAAAGCAUAAAAAGCAAGAGAGAGAGAAAGAAUAGAGAUUUUCGUUGUUUCUUUUAAUUUGUCUCACAUUCCAACACAUUCUACUCUUCUUCUUCACUCUCCCCUUCCCUCUCUCUUUCUCACUUGUUGCCCGUUGUGAACACAAAAUUCUCCUAUUUCUCUCCAUUUUUUGCUCUCAAAACUCCACAGUUGCUUCAAAUUCUUGUUACUAAAUGCGUCUACAAUGUUGUAAUUAAUAUGAGCAGAGUGCGCUAUUGCAAACCACACCUCCAUCUUCGGGAAUGAAUCCCACAACUAUAGACCCAACCCAACCACCACCACAGCCACCUCAGCAAACACAACCACCACGUUCCUCUUUCAGCUGUGACAAACACCCACAUGAACAAUUCACUGGUUUUUGCCCUGAAUGUCUCUGUGAACGUCUGACCACCUUAGACAAUAAUAGUAAUAAUAAUCCUUCUUCUUCUUCUCGUCGUCCUUCUACUUCUUCUAUUAAAUCCCUUUUCUCAAAACCCGCUAAACCCGCUUCUUUUUUCCCCGAGCUUCGUAGGACUAAGUCCUUUUCUGCCUCGAAAAACGAGGCGUUGGAAUUUGUUAAAGCAUCUGCUUUAGAACCCCAAAGGAAGUCAUGUGAUGUUAGGGGUCGUAAUACCCUUUGGUCUUUGUUUUCCAUAGACGACGAGACAAAAAGCACUGGUAAACCCAAGCCCACUUGUUCACAAAAUGCGAAUAAUGAAGACUCUGGUUUUGUUGGUGUACCAGUUAAAGAAGAAGAAGAAGAGGAACCUGAAAAUGUGGUUGAUGAAAUAACAUCCCCAGUGGAUAACGAGUUGGAACCAGAGAUUGUAGUAGAAGAUGUGCAUGCUGAUAUAUUAAAGCCGAGGAAAGAUCAUAUAGAUCUUGAUUCGCAGACAAAAAAGGCGGCCAAAAAGGAAAGGUUUUGGUCAGCUGCAUCUGUUUUUAGCAAGAAAUGGCAAAACUGGAGGAAAAAACACAAGUUAAAGAAGAGAAACAAUGGCGAAAACUCGGGUAAUUUCAAUUUACCCGUAUCAAAGCCAAUUUCAAGGCGUUAUAAUAAUAGGGAUACACAAUCAGAGAUAGCAGAUUAUGGUUUUGGUAGAAGGUCUUGUGAUACUGAUCCUCGGUUUUCGCUUGAUGCUGGAAGGAUAAGUUUUGAUGAUCCGAGGUAUUCUUUCGAUGAACCUCGUGCUUCUUGGGAUGGUUAUUUGAUUGGUAAUGGUAGGAGUAACUUUCCAAGAAUGCCACCAAUGGUUAGUCUUAUUGAAGAUGCCCCAAUUGUUCAAAUUCCGCGGUUUGAUGGUCAAAUACCGGUUGAAGAACCGCGUUUUUCAGUGACUUCUAUCAAUGAGGAUGAACCUGGAGGGUCUACUCAGACAAAAGAGUAUUACUCGGAUUCGUCUUCGAGGAGAAGGAAGAGUCUUGAUAGGUCUAAUUCAAUUAGGAAGACUGCAGCUGCUGUUGUUGCAGAAAUUGAUAAUGCUAAAGUAUUGCCUGCUAUGGUUGGUGAUCAAUUUCUUGGAGCUAAAGUGUUGGUUGGUGGUGAGAGGGAUUUGAAUUCGAAUUCCAAUUCCAAUUCUUUAAGAGAUGACUGUUCUGAGACUUUUGAAUUGACAGGUUUUAGGGAUAAUGGUGGUUCAAUGAAUGGAAAUGGGGAGCGAAAGGAGUCGAAAAAGUCGAAACGAUGGGCGUGGAAUUUAUGGGGGUUUAUACAUAGGAGAGUUAGUGGGAACAAAGAGAACGAGGAAGAUGAUAGAUAUAGUAGAUCGAUUAACGGAGUGGAGAGGUCGUUUUCGGAAUCUUGGCAAGAUUUGAGGACUAACGGUGAUGUAAGAGGUGGUAGUAUUAAUAGGAAGGUUUUCAGGAGUAAUAGCAGUGUGAACUGGAGAAACUCGAACGGUAUUGGUGGCUCAUUUGGUGGGAGUGUGAGGAAAUCGGGUGUUGAGAUGAAUGGGGGGAAUGCAAAGAAGAAAAGAGAUGAUUUUGUGUUGGAGAGGAAUCGGAGCGCUAGGUAUUCACCUACUAAUCAUAUUGAUAAUGGACUAUUGCGGUUCUACUUGACACCUAUGAGAGGCAGCCGGAGAGGUUUACCGGGAAAAAGUAGGCCAAAUGGCUCACACUCAAUCGCGAGGAGCUUACUUCGCCUGUACUGAGAUACAAGGAACGAGUUCAAGGCCGAGGACGUACUACUAGUCGUUUAGUUUUCUUGUUAACAAGAUUGUCGACAUUGUCACUGCAGAAAAACCGUUUUUUCAAGUUUCAACAUGCACUUGUUGGUAACAGGCUGAAGCUCCACUCAGAGGUAUCAAGCAAAUUUCUGCAGAGUAUUGAUUGGCAAAGAAAGAACAAUCUAAUUAUUGUGAACAAGUGGAUUAUGAAAACUCUACCUUGAAACUUUGUUUAGAAACUGGAGCAACACUGCUGCUAAAGCUUCAAAUAGGGGAUUCUGUAAAAAAUCCUGCAUAUUGUUCCCUUCGGUGACAGCUAGCUUGCAUGUAUAAAUGUUGACUUAAUAGGGAUAUGUAGUGUCUACUCCUCUUAGUCCAGAAGAGUUGAGUUUUUCUUGCUUUCUUAAUUGGGGUCUGUAAUCUUUCAUUGGUAUUGGUUGGUUAGAAAUGAAAAAGAGAAAUUGGUGGA